Laetiporus sulphureus 93-53 is the source of this 1965-nucleotide messenger RNA. Its product is annotated as pre-mRNA-splicing factor SLU7. Gene Ontology annotation, biological process: mRNA splicing, via spliceosome. Bases 219 to 1913 code for a protein of 564 amino acids. NCBI's taxonomy places the organism in Eukaryota, Fungi, Basidiomycota, Agaricomycetes, Polyporales, Laetiporaceae. Gene Ontology annotation, cellular component: spliceosomal complex. The transcript is spliced from 6 exons. The record is from RefSeq and is a predicted model, not a curated record. Gene Ontology annotation, molecular function: pre-mRNA 3'-splice site binding.
UCGAAUCUCGUCACUGUCAUUGUUAUUUUUGGUCUUUAUACAUUGAUUACAACUUCGUUGUGUUUCGACCAUCGUGGCUUUUGUGUGCGUACAUAUAUAAAGCUGGAAGAGUUCGGCCGGCUGAGUGAUUACCCGCACCAUAAUCGGCGCUUAUUAAUCCACGUCUUUAGUCGAUCCUCACGUGCGCUCUUUGACAUUCAUCUCUCAUUACCACCGCCAUGGCUUCAGCUUCCGCAACUGGAAAGCUUUCCCGUGAAGAAUUUCGCCGGCAAAAGGAUCUCGAUGCUGCUCGUAAGGCCGGCACAGCACCAGCAGCUCUGGAUGAGGAGGGGAAGGCCAUCAACCCCCACAUUCCUCAGUACAUCGCACAGGCACCAUGGUACCUCGACACAGGUGCACCCUCCCUCAGCCAUCAGCGUAUGCCAGAGUACGACCGCUCAGCGGACAAGCUCGACAACUGGUACGACAGGGGGGUUAAGGCGGGACCUGCGGCAAAGAAAUAUCGCAAGGGCGCAUGCGAGAAUUGUGGUGCGAUGACGCAUAAGCGGGCGGACUGCCUCGAGCGACCGCGGCGGCGCGGCGCAAGGUACACGAACAAGGACAUCGCGCAGGAUGAGGUGAUUCAAGAUGUCGCGUCGGGCUACGAUGCGAAGCGUGAUCGGUGGAAUGGGUAUGACCCCGCGGAGCACAAAAGGGUGUACGAGGAGUACGCUGCGGUGGAGGCGGCGCGGCAGAAGCUCCGUGAGGAGGAGAUUGACAAGCAGACGACGACGGACCUCGCGGCGGUGCGCAAGAUUGCGCAUACGGGGAAGGAGAAGGGAGAGGGACCCCAUGAUGAUGACUUUGGCAGCAGCGAUGAGGAGGACGAGGAUGCAGACAAGUAUGCGGAGGCGGCGGAUGCGGUGGGCCAGAAGCUGGAUACGAAGACGCGUAUCACCGUCCGGAACUUGCGAAUCCGAGAAGACACGGCGAAGUAUCUCAUCAACUUGGAUCCGUCGAGUGCAUACUAUGACCCGAAGACUCGUUCUAUGCGCGACAAUCCAUUGAAAAACGUCCCACCAGAAGAGGCCCGCUUUGCAGGAGACAACUUUAUGCGCUUCUCUGGAGAGGCACCAGAAGUACAAAAGCUCCAGCUAUUCGCAUGGAACGCGGCCGCAAGGGGCAACGACGUGCACAUGAACGCAAACCCGACGCAAGGCCAGCUGCUGCACCAGUCAUUCCAGCAUAAGAAGGAGCAGUUGAAGGACAUCACCAAGUCCAGUAUCCUCGCCACGUACGGCGGCGAAGAAUACCUGCAGAAAGCGCCAAAGGAGCUGCUGCAGGGUCAGACGGAGGAGUAUGUCGAAUUCUCGCGGACGGGCCAGGUGAUCAAGGGAAAAGAGCGGACAGCGGUGCGGUCAAAAUACCCAGAGGAUGUGCACGUCAACAACCACAUGGCCGUCUGGGGCUCAUGGUACGACCCAGCAUCGGGAGAAUGGGGCUAUGCCUGUUGUCAUUCGACCACCCACUUAUCCUACUGCACAGGCGAGGCCGGCAUCGAAGCCGCCCAAGCCUCCAGCGCACAACGCCUGCUCGCAUCCUCCCUCUCCUCAUCAACCAUCUCUGAACAGCCACCCGCGCCGAACGACGCUGCAGAGGAGCGCAAGAAGAAGGCGGAGGAGCUGUAUUCGAAGAAGCGAUUAGGCGAGGGAGAGGUUGCACUGAACAAUGAGCGGCUGGCGCAGGCGAUCCAAGAGGAGAAGAAACGGAAGGCGAGGGGUGAGGACGCGGACACAGACGAGCGAUUUGGGAAGCGGCAGAAGGGCGGGCAGAGUGGCAGCUCUGAGGUGACGCAGGAAGAGCUCGAGGCGUACAGGAUGAAUCGCCGGAUGACGGAAGACCCGAUGGCCAAUUAUGUGGACACUGAUGCUUAGCGCUGUAUGAUAUAUCUGUAUCAAUGUUUUUAUUUUCAUGUCUGUUCUGUAC